Molecule: messenger RNA, 1257 nt
Organism: Mucor velutinosus
Lineage: Eukaryota; Fungi; Mucoromycota; Mucoromycetes; Mucorales; Mucoraceae
Exons: 2
Coding region: 1-1257 (418 amino acids)
Biological process (GO): carbohydrate metabolic process
Cellular component (GO): membrane
Molecular function (GO): chitin deacetylase activity
Source: RefSeq, a predicted model, not a curated record
AUGCAACUUGCUCUCAUUGCUGCUGCUCUCCUCGCAACUACUGGACACUAUGUCCUCGCUGCUCCUGCUAAUGCUACAUUGACAUCUGUCAAUGCUACCAUGACAACCCCCGAUGCUCCCAUGGCAACCAUCAUGAAUGCUACUAUGACAACUACCAAUGCCACCAUGACAGCUGGUAUUGCUACUGUAACCACUACACCUACUGUUACCGAUUCUUGGGCUGCUCAAAUCUCUCCUGUUUUCUCCAACAUGGCUAUUUCUCCUGAGCCUCAUUUCAACAAUGGUACCAUUGAUACCAACUCUACUCUUUCCAGAGAAACAUUGAACUUGACAAACUAUCCAGAAGUCUGGAAAAGCCCUGACCCCAAGCACCCCGAGGUCCAAGCCAUGAUCGCCCGUCUCGAUUGGGACCUCGUUCCAAAUAUCAAGAAGCGCAAGUCCAAGAAGGGUGAUUUAGUGUUCAAAAAGUACGAUGAAGACGCCGAUCCUGAUUGUUGGUGGUCAGCUAGCGGAUGCACUGAACCCAAGCUUUCUUAUUUGCCUCCUGAUUUAUAUAAUUGUCCUACGAAGGGUGAUUGGGGUCUCACUUACGAUGAUGGACCAUUCAACCUUCUUGAUGAAGAUGACGAUGAUGCCAAGACUGAAAACCCCUAUGCAGAGCCUAGAUUAUACAACUUUUUAGCAAAGGAAGACUUGAAGGCUACCCUCUUCUAUAUUGGCUCCAAUGUGAUGACAUACCCUGCUGCUGCUCGUCGUGCUCUCUCUGAUGGCCAUACUCUCUGCUCUCACACAUGGUCACAUCCUCCCAUGACAACUCAAACGAACGAGCAAGUUGUUGCUGAGCUCUAUUGGACUCUGAAGGCUAUCAAGGAAGCUACUGGUGUUACAGUCAAGUGCUGGAGACCUCCUCAAGGUGAUGUUGAUGACCGUGUUCGUGCUAUUGCUCAUCAGAUGGGUAUGAGAACUGUGCUAUGGAACCGUGAUACCAAUGAUUGGGACAUGCCAGCUCCAGGUGGAGGAAAAUUGCCUCCAGCAAAAGUAGACGGUUAUUUCAGAUCCUGGCUGGAGCAAGAGAAGGCUGGCAAGAAUAAGGAAGGUGUCUUGGUGCUGGAGCAUGAGCUGAAUCAUGCCACUGUAAACAUGACUGAAGCAUGGUUGCCAACUGUCAAAAAGACAUUCAAUGUUGUGUCUGCCAUGACCUGUAACAAUGUGUUACAACCUUACUGGGAAAAUGUCACUUAUCAGGCUAUUCAUUAA